Drosophila willistoni is the source of this 880-nucleotide messenger RNA. RefSeq lists its product as uncharacterized. The record is from RefSeq and is a predicted model, not a curated record. The transcript has a single exon. Lineage: Eukaryota; Metazoa; Arthropoda; Insecta; Diptera; Drosophilidae. Bases 69 to 833 code for a protein of 254 amino acids.
CAUUUGCUCUGUUUGAAUGACUUUUCAGUCUUCCUUUGCCAGUUUAUCAUUUGUUUUAUUUUUUAAUUAUGUUCCCUCUCGAUACAGACCAGGAAAUCCGAGAAAAAGAUCAGGAGCCCGGACGGUGUUCCUAUUUGAAUGAGAAGGUUUUACCCUAUAGCAACAAUGUGUUGAUCGGCAACUGGAUGCAGAGCCGGUACGAGAGUGUUGUGACAAAGAACAAUGCAAUUUUGCCAGGCAUGAUGGUCGAAGACAGUUGCGAAACCCAUCAGACAGCCAGCCAGGCUACCUAUACAGCGGCACCUUUCGAUCUGAGGAAGGCAACAGCCGCACACUUUGAUAUCAAGGGCCAAGUGAUGGCCAUUAAACUGGCACAGGGCUCCAAUGUGAUACUACACGAUUCGGAUCAGUUCCUCAGCAAUUACACAACCAUGAAUACCCUUAUGUUCGAUCUAUGGCCCAAAAUGCGACGCGAUGAAUGCUUGCAGAGGCAAAAGCUUGGCCAAAUGAUAUACAAGAGGGCUCGAUACAAUGCAUUGGAUACCUAUGGCAAUUAUAGUUUAGUGAAAAAUAGGAAAUAUAGGAUGAAUCCCAAACCAAUUACAAAACUAUUCGAUCAUGUUACAACAAGUUAUCAGAGAGAUUAUCCGCCCAAAAUCUCUGAGCAACACAAAAGGAAGUCAAUGGAAAAGACAGCAAAUACCAAGGAAUGGGCUCAACUGGAGGCAGAGAAGGAGUUAAUAAUCAACUGUCAAUUCUAUGAGGACUUGAAAAAUACGACUGGAGUUUCAGAACCUUGUGAUAAAAUACCGACUCACAAGUUUGAAUGGUAGCAGCAUAUUAUAUAUUUAUCACAAAUAAAUUCAUGGUCUACCCUCAA